ACAUCGUCACUGGAUGAUGAUGAUGGGCCACGGCAUUUUGUUGUGCCUCGCGUUGGUUUUUCUUGCCUAGGCGAUGAACCGUGUCAACCGAUUCCCAGAGUUUAUCUACCGCCACUGGAAAAACCCUGACAUGGCCUCAGCCAGCAGCCUCCUGUGUGAAGAACAACUCCUGUGUUCAAUCUGUCUGGAUGCAUUCACGGAGCCUGUCUCUACUCCAUGUGGACACAACUACUGCAAGGCUUGUAUCACAGGGUACUGGGCCAGCAGCGGCCAGAUACAGUGUCCCCUCUGUAAGAAGAAGUUCCGCAAAAAGCAACAGCUUCAGGUCAACACAGAGUUCAGAGAUAUGGUUGAGCAUUUCAACAACGUGAGGUUGAGGGGGGACAAAGACAUCCUUGCCAAACCAGGGGAGGUGCCCUGUGACAUCUGCCUUGAGCCGAAGCUCAAGGCCCAGAAGACGUGCCUGGUGUGUUUGGCGUCGUACUGCCAGCCUCACCUGGAGCCUCAUCAGAGAGUCAAAAGCCUUAAGAAGCACCAGCUGAUCGACCCUGUGUCAAACCUGGAGGACAGGGUGUGUGAGCGGCACGACAAGAUGUUCGAGCUCUUCUGUCGCAAAGACCAGAUGUGUGUUUGUUUCAUGUGCUUAAAAGACAACCAUGCAAGGCAUGAAGCCAUCCCACUAGAGCGUGCGUUCAAAGAGAGGAAAGUUGAGCUGGGCUAUGUGAUGUCAGAGAUAAAAAUGAUGGAAAACACUAAAUCCAUGCAUCGAAAUAAAAUUGACAUUGACAUUGACAAGAAAGAGUUAGAGAAAGAGAUAGCAGACAUAUCUGAGGUUUUCACUGCUCUGGUGGUCUCUCUGCAAAGAAGCCAGGCUGAUCUGAUCAGAGUGAUCCAGGAGAAGCAGAAAGCAGCACAGAAGGAGGCUGAAGACUGCAUGACACAGCUGGAGCAAGAAGUCGCUGAGUCGAGGAGGAGAAGAUCUGAAAUAGAGAAACUUUUACAAACAGAGGACCACCUGCACCUCCUGCAGAGCCGUCCAUCUCUCCUCUUCCAUGACCACACUGAGGACCUACUCAGCCCCCUGUCUUACUCCACCUCUCCAUUGACAUCCGACCUCAAUGACAUCAGUCGGCAGAGUUUUGUGGGGAUGGUGAUAAAAGCAGUGGCUCAUAUGGAAAAGAAAAUCAGUAAUGAGAUGGAGAUGGUUAUCCAUGAGGUCAGGCUAUCUGAUGGUUGUGAUGCAGCUGAGAACGUGAUGACGGAUGAGUUUGUUAAAGAAGCGUGGACUCCGCCGCAGGACAAAUUGAUGAUGGUCCAGCAGUGUAAUGCGGUGGAUGUGACUCUAGACCCCUACACAGCCAAUUCCAAACUUGAAGUGUCUCAAGAUGGGAAACAACUGAGAUUCGCUGGAGGUCUACCGUCUUGUACUGCUUUAUUUGGUAGAAGUUUUGUACGACAACCUUUUGUUCUUGGGAAAGAGGGUUUUUCCUCCGGCAGGUUCUACUAUGAAGUCCGGGUCAUUGCAAGUAAAGGCUGGCUCUUGGGAGUGGUCAAAGAGUCCAUUAACAGGGAGAUAUUAUUCUUUCCCACCCCUAAGGAGGGCGGCUGGACAAUCAUUCACAUCUAUAAUCCAAUAUCCCAGGUCCACGAGGAAAACUUUGCUAAUAAUUUUAGUAAUGCUCCCCUGUACCUGAGGCAAAGGUCCCAGACAGUUGGUGUGUUUGUCGAUUACGAGAAGGGAGAGGUCUCCUUCUAUGACGUGGAAAACAGGACUCUGAUCUACUCCUACACGGGAUGUGCCUUCAUGGAGACCCCACCUGCACAACAAGAUGUUCUCUAUUCUAUGGCUGCCACAUCUUUAAGUAGCAAACCAAAGCUCUACCCUAUUUUUGGCAUCUUUGAAAAUGAUUAUGACAACAUGCUCGUUAUCACUCCUGUAGUUUGAGCAAGUGGAAGUCUUGCAUACAGCAGGGGAAGGGAAUGAGUAAUUUGUACCGAAAGGUUUUCUCAUUUCAGAUCAUUUCAUCUUUCUCAGGUUUUUUUUUGUAUUAAGUAAUCGUGCACACAC
Molecule: messenger RNA, 2068 nt
Organism: Etheostoma spectabile (orangethroat darter)
Lineage: Eukaryota; Metazoa; Chordata; Actinopteri; Perciformes; Percidae
Product: E3 ubiquitin-protein ligase TRIM21-like
Molecular function (GO): protein binding; zinc ion binding
Source: RefSeq, a predicted model, not a curated record